Bursaphelenchus okinawaensis is the source of this 5126-nucleotide messenger RNA. The record is from the annotation of a GenBank genome assembly. Lineage: Eukaryota; Metazoa; Nematoda; Chromadorea; Rhabditida; Aphelenchoididae.
AUGGACGUGGACACAGAAACCCCGGCUUCGACGCCACGCCAAUGGACGCCAUCGGAGCAAGAUGUGAUCGAUUUGGAAGGUGAAUAUGGGUGGAUUGCCCGAGGCGAUAAACGGCCAGUUGAAAAGAGACUGCCCUUUAAUCGACCAAAGUUAAUGCAGGUAAAUAUGCAUAAAUAUAGUAAUUAUAUCCAAAUAAAUUAUAGUGUGACAUAUAAUUUUAAGCAGGAAUACAAACCUUAAAUAAUGAUGUUUUAGGUAUACCGUGUCCUACCGUUCGUAGCCAGAUAUGCCAGGUAUUGGGUGCGCAACUACAACAAUCGAGAUCGCUUGUUCAUAAACACUUUUGAGCCUUUGAAACACAAACAUACGUAUGGUGUACCAUGUGGUACGAUCGGAUCCGGAAGCAUUGGUCGCGACUUCCGAGGCGGAUUCUGCAAGUUCGGGUUGAAGCCGGGAUUGGUCGAACACCAUGUCAAGGCGGUCAAGGUAAAACUGACAAUUCCAAUGUUUUAAAACUUAAAAAUUAUGUUUUUAAUCGUAUUGUAUACCCUAACUUACAUUUAUUUGUUAAUUUCCAGGCAAAUCAGUUCAUAUUAACAUUGAGGAAGAGCGAUGGCGAGACAAAACAGCUUGUUUUAGGUGUAAAUGAACAUCACGUCAAUCAGCUGAACAAUUGGAAGUUCGGAAUCGAGGAAGAGAAUAUUAUCUACAGGUAAAGAUUAAACUGUAAAUUUUACAUUUUUUAAAAUUUUUUGGAAAUUUUGGGCAAGAAUAUUCGACAAAUUUGGGCGCAGCUGGGAAAACUUUGCGCAGUUCGCAGGAUUGUAGAAUUGUAAAAAACCGAAAGAUUUUUGACAUUUUUCUGUUGUAGGUAUAGUAAAAAUGAUAUAUUAGACUUAUUUUAUAGUUUUUUUAAAAAUUUUUUAUAUAAAGAAGGUACCUAAUGUUCAUAAAUUUGAUUUUAGAGGUCUAUAUCCCCGAUCAUGGACAGUAUACAAGAUAUCAUCGCAUAAUGUCAAAGUAGUCAUCACCCAAACAUCGCCUGUCAUUCCAAACAACUACAAAGACUCUUCAUUGCCAGUGACACUGUUUCACUUUAAAAUUAUAAACGAGAGUAACGAAGACAUCGAAGCUGCCAUUACCUUUACCUUCAGGAAUGGCACUGGCUGUAAGAAGACACAGUCAGAAGGAAUGUGCAAGAGUCUGCAGAUUACUUCACCUUCAGGUAGGUUAGGGGAUAUCUUGAGGUUGGUACAGGGGAGCUUUCAUGUUGGUAUAGGGGAUUUUUCUGGAAGAUAUAGGGGAUUGUUCAUGUAGGUAUAGGGGAUAUGUGAGGCUUUUGUGGAUUUUUUGAGGGUUGUAUAGUAAUUUUUGACUAUAAUAACAAGACCUAGUAAAACUUUGUUAUCAGUCACAAUAAAAAAUCUAUUUUUGUAGCCAAAGGUCUGAUGCUGAAGCACGAGAUCGCCGGAAUGGACACGACAUAUUGUGUUAUGUCAUCCGACGUCGACGCCACUUCUGUCGCAGCUUUUGAUCCAAACGCGUUAGAAUGCAAACUCUGGGAUUCACUAGAACAGAACAUGAAUCUAAACGAGCUGGAAGCAGAAUCUGAAGCCACUCAUCUGGCCGUAGCUUGUUCCACCUACAAGCAUAUAAAAAUGAGAGAAUCGACUAGUUUCGACCACGCCUUGGUAUGGCACAUGCCAAAAGUUCAUUUUACGUCUAAGAAACGAAGCUACAAAAGGUACUACACAAAGUUCUUCGACGAUGAAGCACCGGAUACAGCGUUCGACAUAGGAUGUUAUGCUUUGGGUAACAAAGAGAGCUGGGAGAGGCAGAUCGACGAGUGGCAGAAUGUUGUGCUGCUGGAUCAGUAGGUUCUUGGUUUGAUUAAGUUUGUUUUAUAUUGCACUGUGCAGAAUUUGAGAUUAGAUAAAUUUGCAUAAGUUUUUUUUUAUUUCGCGAUUUGGAAACUUAAAAAUCGAAAAAAGAAGAUUUUUCUGGUUCACUAGGUUGUUCAAAUAAUUUUGUGCCCUCUUAUCCCCAAAAUUUGUUUUAAGAGGGGCACAUAAUCAUUUGAACAACCUAAUAUAAAACCUUUAGAAACGUACCAUUAUGGUUCAAAAGCGCCUUGUUCAACGAGCUGUACUACCUGACUGAUGGUGGUACCGUCUGGUUCGCCUACGACGAAUCGUGGAAGCAAGAGGAACAACACCUAAGUGAUUACACCCUGAGGCAUUUCAAAGAUUACGGACGAUUUGCUUAUCUUGAAUGUGAGUAUUUUUAUUUGGUUGUUCAAAUAAUUCUGUGCCCUAUCUUUAAACAUUUUUUUUGGGUGGGGGCACAGGAUUAGUUGAACAACUUAAUAACUUUAUUCUAAAAUUUUGAAAAAAUGCAAUUUUAAAAUUAUUUUGUAGCUCAAAUCAAAAAAAGUUACAGUAGUUUCUUUCAGCUUGGGAAUACCGUAUGAUGAACACUUACGACGUGCACUUUUAUGCAUCCUUUGCUUUGGCCGAACUUUUCCCAUGGAUCGAGUGUACUGUUCAGAUGGAAAUGAGUACGCUUUACUUGUUUUGCUAUUUUUUUUUGAAAAUCAUGACUGUUUAAGCGAUUUUUACCUUUACGGUGCCUUCAAUGUAUACCUUUUUCCGGGAAAAAACGUCUGCACAGUGCAAGAAAAUAAAGAACGGUUUGCACAGUGCAGCGAAAUAGUGAAUGAUCUGCACUGUGCAAUCCUUGAGAGCGCUACUCCUAUUGCACCGUGCAAGUUUCUUAUUCUUUCUUCGAAAGACUGCACCGUGCAAUCCCUAAACAGUGCCACCAACUCUUCUGCGACACCUUUAAGAAUGUUGUCGCACUCUUUUCAUCGAACAAAGUGCAAACUGAAGCAUUGCGGCGACCGCGACAAUGCCAUUUGGAAAAUGUCGCAAGAAGCAAAAAAUUGUUCAGCUCUUGUUGUUUGUCGCUCGAAUUCUUUCAAUUUGUGAGCGACAGAAAUUCCGUCAAUUUUGCGAUUUCCUUUCAUUUUGUUGCUCUUAAGAACUUUUCAAUUUGGAAGAAAGUUUGUCGCGACAUGAAUUGAGAGAAAUCGAGCGACAACCGCGACAAUUGCUUGCAUCUUGCGACAAUGCGAUGUGGACUCAAAUGUCGCAAGUUGCGCGUUGUCGCAGAACUUUUUGUGAAACAAAAGUUUAUGCGACAAAUUGUCGCUUCGCUUUUGGAGGGGUGAUGCGAUAAAACUGUCGCGGUUGUCGCAGCGACAGUGCUUGCACUGUGUCCAGUGGGUUUGUCGCGGCGACAAUUCAACAGUUUGAGGUUGUCGCAAUCUGAAUGAGCUUUGCGACAAACAGAUUAGAGAGAGGCUUGCACUGUGCAUGGUUUUGAGGGCGAACACAAAGAGAUUUGCACGGUGCAAUUGGCGGAAAGCAAGGAGAUUUUUCUAAGCUUUUGCACGGUGCAGAAGGUUUGCUUUUUUAUGGAAAAGAAUGGGACGACUGCACGGUGCAAACAAGCCUUUCAUUGAAAGGAAGAAACACUUGCACGGUGCAGUUGAAAUUACGCAAUUUUCCCAAGGUUUUGCACAGUGCAGUGGUAAUUGUGGGAACGGAGGAGGUAAAGGAUGGGAAAAAAGAGAAAUGACUGAUCUUUCGCUUUAUAGGAGACCAAUUCGAAAACCACGUUUCAAAACAAGUCCGAUUCCACAUGGAAGGCGACCGAGCACCAAUAAAGACCCAGAAAAGAGUACCACACGACCUAGGCAACCCGGCGGACGAGCCCUUCCUCAAAGUGAACGCCUACAUCAUGCACGAUACUGGGAAGUGGAAGGACCUCAACCUGAAGUUCGUCCUUACCUCUUAUCGCGACUACGUCAUCCUCAUGGACAAGUCGCCAGAAUACCUGGACUUUGUAUACCCAGCAGUGCGACAAGUGAUCGAGGAGGGGCUGACCAAGUGGGACAAGAACGGCGACUCUAUGAUCGAAAACUUUGGCGCCGCCGACCAGACAUACGAUGCCUGGAAGAUGGUGGGGGUGAGUGCCUACUGUGGGUCGUUAUGGUUGGGAGCACUGGUGGUCGCAUUGAAAAUGGCAGAGGACAUGAAGGACGAAGCUGGGGUCAAAAAGUACGGAGAAGCAUUGGAUUCAGCGAAACGGGUAAGGAUAUUGUUAGUUAGGUUAUUACUGUAAGAUAUUAUGUAAUUAGGGGUACUGUAUGAUGAUAUGCAGUUAGGGGUACUGUAAUUGAGGUAUGGAUGCAAGAGUAUGCCGUUGAUGAUAAAAGUUUUAAAAAUAAGUUUUGAAAUGCCAUUUUUAGGUAUUUGAUACAGUUUUGUGGAAUGGCAGCUACUACAACUUUGACCAGGCUUCGAACAGUAACUCCACGAUAAUGGCAGAUCAACUGUGCGGAUUCUGGUACCUUCAGUCUAUUGAUGCUGAAUUGGUUCGAAAUGUAAGAAAAUUUUUAAAAAAAUUUAAAUAUUUAAAAAUUUGGGUCUGGCUAGAAAUGGCAGCAGUGACGUUUACUUGAGUAAUAGGCUUUCAAAUAUACACUUUCAUGACAGUAUAACGUUAUAACCAUGACAUAAAUGAACUUUUAGUUGCUACCCCAAUCUCACGUGGAUUCUGUCCUGGAGACAGUCUUCAACUACAACGUGGUCAAGUUUGCCGAUUGUACCUUGGGAGCUGUGAAUGGAAUGUUGCCAAAUGGAAAGAUAGACAGAAGCUACAUUCAGGCAGACGAGGUCUGGGUGGGCAUUACCUACUCGCUGGCCUCGUUCUUCAUUCAACAGGUAAGGUUUACUGCAGUCAAAUUUUGCUUUACUGUAGCCAACUUUAGUGCUUAGAACCUUCCUUUCUACCACCCCGUAUUCUCUUUAAACCUGAUCUAUCUAUCACUCCAUCACAUUGACCUUGUAUAACAACAUAUAUUUCAGAAUCAACUAAUGAAAGGUUUUGAAACGGCAGCCGGCUGCUACGACGCCUGCUUCAAUCGCUUCGGAUUACAGUACCAAACGCCAGAAGCUUUGUACCGUGGACGCUUCUACCGUGCCAUUGGCUACAUGCGUCCUCUCGCCAUCUGGUCCAUGUUCACAGCUCUCAAGAAGCAAAAGUUCUUUACUGCACAGUAA